AUGAAAGAUGAGUACAGCAAGAUAUGGCACGGAGUUACUUUGCAACGGGACGAACACAUGGCCAUGUGUACUUUCAAUGUCGUCUUCGCUCUUGCUUGUCAAUUGGCCGACUUCAUUCCAGCGGAAGAAAGAGAAUCCUGGGCAGAUACAUAUUUUUCCCGCGCCAAGGAUCUUUUCAAAUUCAAUUUGUGGAACACAGGCUCUGCGGGGUUGAUCCAAUGCCUGCUCCUCAUGGCACAAUAUCUACAGAGUACGAACUCAGCGCAUCAAUGUUGGAUUGUGACCGGGCUGGCCAUUCGUAAUGCGCAAAGUCUCGGUCUGCAUCUUCCUCAGACCAUUGCUCAACUACACAGCUUUCAGGAGAAGCAACUAGCACGAAAGCUAUGGCAUGGAUGUGUUUUAAUGGAUCGCGUCAUAUCAAUGACAUUCGGCCGACCGGCAAUGAUAUCCAAAAUUUCGAGUGGAGCGGUUCCUCUGCCCGUGAAAGUGGACGAUGAGUACAUCAUCUCCAGCAGCACUGCGGAACCCGCUCAACCCGUGGAGAAGGCAUCUAUGAUGGCCUUCUACAUCAAAACUCUUGAGCUGUACGAGAUCAUGAACGAUGUUCUUCUCAGCCUGUACAAACCAGCCGCAGAAGAUAGCCCAACCGAUGUUCAUGAUUUUUACUUCAACACUGCUGUCAGCGAGGGUGAGCGCACCGUCUUCGACCUUGACCGCUCCCUGGAUCGAUGGGCUCGAAAUCUACCGGCACAUCUCUGUCCAGGAUCUUCAAGUCGAUCUGACAGUCCGAUAUUCUUUCGACAGUCUGUCGUUUUACAAGCAAGAUUCCUUCAUACACGAAUCUUACUCUUCCGUCCCACGCUUUCAAAAUAUUGCGCCAUCCGUGACAACACGGGGGCUCGUUCGAUCAAUGCUCGACACGAUUCAUUUCCGCAUCGUGUAGCAUUACAAUGCUCUGUGAUUUGCGUGCGAGUUGCACAACAAAUGAUUAAAAUUAUUCACGAUAAUGUGCCGAUCGAUGGCACAGGAGGCCCGCUGCCAGCAUGGUGGUACAACAUUCUUUACAUAUACACUGCUGCGACCGUUCUGAUAGCCGGUCGCUUAUGCUCGCCUAUUCUCUCCGAGGUCACGGAGGCUUCUAUUACACACUCUUGGGAAUGUGCUCUGGAAAUUCUCCGCAAAUACCAGAAAUAUAGCACAUCAGCUCGGCGUUGUGUGGCAGCCCUUGAAAUACUAUACGAGCAGGUGGUUUCCGAAAGCCAACCGCUUAUGGGUCAUGCCUCCGCCCCGGAGUUCACAGUUCAUGUUCCGGGUACUCUCCACGAUGUUUCUUUUGGAGAAGGUGUGAACGCGACAAUGAUGGAGGGAUUUGAGCUACUUGAUUUUCAAGAUAUGUCUUGGCUCAAUAGUGUCCCAAGCAAUCUUAUAUAG
Messenger RNA from Penicillium maclennaniae, 1431 nucleotides. RefSeq names its product fungal specific transcription factor domain-containing protein. NCBI's taxonomy places the organism in Eukaryota, Fungi, Ascomycota, Eurotiomycetes, Eurotiales, Aspergillaceae. Gene Ontology annotation, cellular component: nucleus. Bases 1 to 1431 code for a protein of 476 amino acids. Gene Ontology annotation, molecular function: zinc ion binding; RNA polymerase II cis-regulatory region sequence-specific DNA binding; DNA-binding transcription factor activity, RNA polymerase II-specific. Gene Ontology annotation, biological process: DNA-templated transcription; positive regulation of transcription from RNA polymerase II promoter by galactose. The transcript is spliced from 4 exons. The record is from RefSeq and is a predicted model, not a curated record.